CCAGAAGAAGAGUCACCGGAAGUACGGACUUUAAGCUAACAAAGAGAUGGGAUGUACUGUGCUGUACUUUUAGACAGAACUACGAACUGAUUUUCAGUAACUUUGCAGUAAUUUCAUCUUGAGUUCAGUUCAUGUGCACCGGUUCCGUAUCUAUUAUUUUAAGGAAACUUUAGCUAACAGAGAUGAGGAGACAGCAGGCUAAACAACGAGAGGAAGUGGCUACGGAAGAAAUGUUGGAGUUUCUGGAAACAACAGUCUCAGAUUAUAAAGAGGAAACAUGUCGUUUAAAGGACAAACUGCAACACAACCAAACCCAAGAUGCUGUUUUCAACCCAGAAGUUCUGCUUCACAGUUCAGAUGUUCAGCAGAUGGUGCUGAUUAAAGAAGAAGCUCCUGAAGUACGGAUGCUUGGUUUGGACCAACAGGACCCUGUGACCCUCAACAUAAAGGAGGAAGAGGUAGAACUGUGGAUCAGUCAAGAGGGAGAGCAGUUUUGUGUGAAAAGGGAGACAGAUAACACGGGGUUUGCAUUCACUGCUGUUCCUUUGAAGUGUGAGGAAGAUGAAGAGAAACCUCUGUUUUUACAGCUUCAUCAGUACAAAGUAAAAGAGGAAGAUCUUCCAACCAGCAGCUCAGCUGACCAGAUGAAAGUGGCAACUGGUGGAGAGGACAGUGGAGGAGCAGAAACUACCACAAACCCAGAUGAUGAUGACGAUGAUGUGGAUGAUGUGAAUGACUCUGACUCCCAGCUAAAAGACUUAUCAGGCUCUGGGUGGUGCUUUGCUUUUUUGAUAUGA
This is a messenger RNA of Nematolebias whitei (Rio pearlfish), 797 nucleotides long. RefSeq lists its product as uncharacterized. The transcript is spliced from 3 exons. The record is from RefSeq and is a predicted model, not a curated record. NCBI's taxonomy places the organism in Eukaryota, Metazoa, Chordata, Actinopteri, Cyprinodontiformes, Rivulidae. Bases 183 to 797 code for a protein of 204 amino acids.